Molecule: messenger RNA, 4010 nt
Organism: Brassica rapa (field mustard)
Lineage: Eukaryota; Viridiplantae; Streptophyta; Magnoliopsida; Brassicales; Brassicaceae
Source: RefSeq, a predicted model, not a curated record
ACUAACCUAUGACGACUUAAUUGUAAGUCGUUUAGUUUCAAUAAAAUAUUGAUAUUUUAAUUUUUACCAGAUGACUGAAAUGUAAGUCGUCCAGGAAAGUCAAACUUCUGAAAUAAUCCAGUCAAAUAACUAAUCUAUGACGACUGAAAUGUAAGUCGUCUAGGUUAUUUGGAGUUUUUUUUGUAACCAAACAAAAGCAGACGACUUAACUUUCAGUCGUCUAAGAAAACAGAUUUGAAAGUCAGUUGCAAAAAUAACUUCUGCGUUGACCAGACAACUUCCAAGUAAGUCGUCUACAGCCAGGUAAGUCGUCUGGACGAACAAAUCUGAAAAAAAAAACUCGAUUUCAUAUCUUAAAUUGGUGAGAUUACUUCCUUAGCACACAUAAGGCUUCUCCAAGCACAUGGAAUUUCAAAUGAAAGUGACCCAUCCAAAAUUAUUAGCUUCUAUGACUCUAUGAACCAUAAAAAAUGUAGAAUCAAAAUCUUGGAUUUUUUUUAGUUGAAUGGGGAGAGAAAGUGAGAGAUAUGUUAUGUUUAGUUCAUAAGAAAAGAAAAAGAAGAAGGGUAAAUCGAUUUUGGGAGCAUUAAGAGCUUUAAAUUGGUUGUUCAUGGUGGUUGGGGUAUUGAAGACAAUAGCAAUCUUGUAAUUACUUGAAGAUGAUGAGGGUGGAAGAGUAAAAAUAUCAUUUUUGAAAAAAAAAGUGAUGGCAUUUUCGUGAAUUAUAUAAACUUGUGGGGUAAAUAGGACAAAACCAAUUUCCAAAAAAGUGAGGUUAGUUUUGUGUUUGACUUUGAAUUCUAGGUCAAUUUUGCAAAAAAACCCUAAAUAUAUUGAUUGUGGUAAGUCACCACUUGCUGAGCAUAAAGUAUUUACUUAGAUUUUUUUUUUGGUACAAAUGUUAAAAUUCCAUACGGAACUUUUUUGAGUUUUACAUUGUUGCAAGACUAACUUAUUACAGAGCUAAGGGGAAAUAAAGAGACAACACAACAAAACAAGUUAGCUAUAAGGAGCAAUGAACCAAAAAUACAACUCGAAAAGAGAGUGAGCAUCAGAUGGGUUAGGAUAUGAAGGGAGAGCAGCCUGUCACGAAGUUCCGUGUCCACUUGCUUGAAGAAGGUCCCUUGCUGAGGAGAGGUAUCCCGGAAAAUGCGAGCAUUACGCUCCUACCAAAGGUUGUACAUGAUGACCUGAAGGGUGAGCUUCAUUAGGACUUUGACCUGAGAAGAGAAUUACCCAUUGUACCGUGAGAUCAUGGCCACCACUGCAGGGAGGUCCGAGGGAGGAGAGGAGAUAAAUCUUCCACAGAAGCGACUCCACACAUCAACUGCGUAAGAGCAUCCGAAGAAAAGGUGCUGAUGAGAUUUCCUGCAACUGGAACACAAACACACAAUUUUCUGGAACUGAAAGUCCCCAUUAUGCCAAUCGAUCCCUCGUUGGUAGUCUUCCUACCAUUGAUACCAACUUAUGAACGAGCAACGCGGUAUUUCUUCUUUGAACCAAACCGCAUCAUACCAAUCAACCUCAGGUGAUGGGUCUUGUUAGGAUUUUAACCUCAACCUUGUGCUAUAGAAUUUGAAUAAACUUGAUACCGAAACUUGUCUUUUCUUUUAUUCACUACCAAUAGGUUUCUCAAGAACAAAAUAUAAAGAUCACAAGCCUAAGCAAUAAACGCUCUUUGUAAGCAAUAAACGCUCUUAGGUCUGGCUUUGAUAGUGUUUAAAGACACAUCCACCGGGAAGCAUUUUCACCCUUGCCAGAAAAAUAAACGGUUCGUCAGUCACGUGGGGUGCAGUGCUCGUCCAUGCACGAUUUCUUGUUUGUGUGUCAGUUGGCUUCUACGUCUAUACUCUAUAGAGGUUCUUAUUGUAGCACUUGAGUUUUUUUGGUCAAAUUCUGAACGUUUGGAAAAUUGCAACAGGAAAAAUAGGGUCCUAGAAUCCACGGAGGAUCCAAGACGAGGUGAACAGGUCUAGAAGACGAUCUAAAAUGGUAGAGAGAUCAUUUUGAAGAUGCUGAAUCUGUGUAAUGAUGAUGGUGAUAGAGAAGAAGAUUUGAUGAAGAAGAUACAGUUGUAUUCUUAAUUAAUAAAUCCCAAAUGAACAAACGCUUACAAAUAAUGUUUAGUACAAUAAAUUGGGAUCAUGAGAGUACAACUAGACCAAUUAGACCAAAUGACCAAUGGUAUUGAUUUAUCCUGUAUAAAAAAUCGGAGCCUUCUGUGAAACAUCCUUAAGGUAUUCCAGAGUGGCAGUUUUAACUUGAGUUUGUCAGUGUACCAAAAGACGCAGUUAUAUUUAUGAGCCAGUGGAAAAACAUAAUUUCUGCGUGAUUGUUUAUACAUUGCUUGUUUAUCCAAAACGUGAUGAACGUAAGGUAUUUUCUUUAUAAAAAAAUUGAAAUGUAACUUUCUAAUGGUUAUAAUAAGAUGAUGUUAUUUUACCAAACUAAAAGAAGCAAAAGAAAACUACUUUUCCAAUUAUUUAUGCAUUGCGUUUGCAUGUAUAUAUAUCUUGUGCUCAAAUAUAUUUUAUUUUUGGAUAUGAAACUUUCUACAUGUUAAGUAGAGGUCCCGACAAUUAGAAAACAUUUUUUAAAACAAAUGUCAAAUGUGGUUUAAUGCUUAAUACAUUUGUAGAAAAAAUUGUUGCAAUGGUUGGGGUUUUGUUACUGCCGCCUAUUUCUGGAUUAAUGGUUCAAACAAAGAAAAACUUUCACCGAAUCCACCGUGAUUCACGUUGUCACAUACGUGAGAUGAAAAUGUAAGGUUUUCUUCUGUCGAUUUUAAGUUUUACCAACUCUAUAUAUAUCCAAGAAUCAACACUUUUAAAACCUAUACUUGCCAAUUUAUUUGAUUAUAAGUUGGUAUAUUGCAUUUGACAAGGUUUAUCAGCAUGAAGAAAUGCUUAGUAGGAGGAGCCUUUAUAAUAGUGUUGAUUGCAUUAGGGGUAUGGGCUAUUAUUUCCUGUAUACCUCCACCUUCUAAGAUAUGCGGUCCGCCCGGUGGACCGCCUAUUACCGCCCCUAGGAUACGGCUAAGUGAUGGACGCUAUCUAGCCUACGAAGAACAUGGUGUUAGUAGACAAAAUGCCACUUUCAAGAUCAUCUUUAUCCAUGCUUUCGCCACCUUCAGACGUGAUGCUGUUAUCGCCAACCGUGUUCGUCCUGGGUUUCUUGAGAAGAACGGCAUCUACGUGGUAUCAUAUGAUCGACCAGGUUAUGGAGAGAGCGAUCCUCAUUCCCGUCGCAGUGAAAAGACAUUAGCUCAUGACAUUGAACAACUCGCUGACCAACUACAACUUGGUUCCAAGUUUUAUGUGGUUGGAUACUCAAUGGGAGGCCAAGCCGUUUGGGGUGUUCUCAAGUACAUCCCUCACAGGCUCGCUGGAGCCACACUGCUUUGUCCUGUAACCAACUCAUGGUGGCCUAGUUUCCCUGAUAGUUUAACUUGGGAGCUAUGGAACAAGCAAACUAAAACCGAAAGGUUUGCGAUGCUCAUUACUCAUCACACGCCGUGGCUACUCUACUGGUGGAACCAUCAAAAGCUGUUUCAAACAUCAGCUGUGAUGCAGUCAAGCCCUACGAUAUUCUCACCUCAAGAUAUGGCUUUACUGCCCAAGCUGGCCGUAAGGGUGUCUUACAAGAACCAAACAACGCAGCAAGGGGUACAUGAAUCAUUGGAGAGGGACUUGAUUGUGGGAUUUGGGAAAUGGGGGUUUGAUCCAAUGAAGAUUGAGAAUCCCUUCCCGAAAGGUGAAGGGUCGGUGCAUUUGUGGCAAGGGGAUGAUGAUAGGCUUGUACCGAUACAGCUACAAAGGAUCAUUGCUCAGAAACUAAGUUGGAUAAAGUAUCAUGAGAUUCCAGGGGCUGGUCAUUUGUUUCCUAAUGCUGAUGGGGUGGCAGAAACAAUAUUGAAGGAACUAUUGCCUAUUCCCCAAGCAUCUUAAUAUUCAAUUCACUCUCUCUCUUUUUUUGGUUAAAUGUUACAUUGUUUAGACUCAAGAAAGAAU